CGUAUUCUUAUGAAUUAUUCAUACACACUUGAUGAUUUUAAAGAGGAACCUUUGUAUCGAGAUCGCAAAGAUUGGGAAGAUGUUAGACCACUUUCCCAAAAUACAGAUGAUAUUAAUGUAGUUUCUAUUCAAUAUUCAGAAAAAUUUAAAGAUGCAUAUGAUUAUUUAAGAGCUCUAUUGGUUAAAAAUGAAAUUAGUAAAAGGUCAUUAUAUUUAACUAGAGAUUGUGUGUUACUGAAUCCUGCUAAUUAUACCGUUUGGCAUUAUAGAAGGAAAUUGUUAAUUGGAUUAAAUGAGGACUGGGAAAAAGAAUUAGAGUUUACUGCAUAUUUAUUAGAAAAUAACAGUAAAAACUAUCAAUUAUGGCAUCACAGGAGCAUUGUUGUUCAGAAAUUAGAUGAUGCUUCUAAAGAAUUAAGCUUUACACAUCUAAUAUUUAGGGAUGAUCCAAAAAAUUAUCAUGCCUGGCAACAUCGGCAAUGGGUGAUUAAAAAUUUUAAUAUGUGGCAAGGUGAACUGGAAUACACUGCUCAAAUGAUCAAAGAUGAUGUUAGGAAUAAUUCAGCUUGGAAUCAUCGAUAUUUUGUUAUCAAGAAUACUACUGGGUUCUUAACCGACAUUCUCAUCAAGGAAAUUGAUUUCACCAAAAAUAUGAUAACAAAAGUUGUAGAGAAUGAAAGCUCGUGGAACUAUCUUAGAGGUAUAUUGUCUAAGCGGAGCGUAUCCAAGGAAUUUACUAACAUCAUAGAUUUCUGCAAUGAAAUGAGACUCAAGUCGAAUUCGCCCCACCUUCUGGCUUUUAUGCUCUACUAUUACGAAGAUCAAAUAACCAAGUCUAUUGGCCCAAAUACUUCGAUCAAUACCUCUAUCAUAUCGGAUAAGGCCGACAUUAUGAAGCAUAUUCUAAAUUUAUGCCAAAAAUUGGCGGACGAAUACGAUGUAAUUAGAAAAAACUAUUGGAAUUAUAUGGCUCAAGAAAUUCGGCUAAAAUAUAAUUAAGAAUUAUAAUAAUAUAUAGAUUUGACUAUACGCGUUUAUAUUUGUUUAUUUGAAGAACAUAUUUUUUUAUAAAUUAAUUUUGGUUUCAACUGGUCUUAUUUGCUUAGUUAUUUUGAUGUUUAUAAAGGCAAGCAAAUUUCUACAAAAUGGAUUUCUUAUAUGUUAAUCAUUUAUAAAAAUCAUUGUUUUGCAAAUUAUUUAUCAUACCUCUCCCCCUUCCAAAUA
This is a messenger RNA of Gordionus sp. m RMFG-2023, 1224 nucleotides long. RefSeq names its product protein farnesyltransferase/geranylgeranyltransferase type-1 subunit alpha-like. Lineage: Eukaryota; Metazoa; Nematomorpha; Gordioida; Chordodea; Parachordodidae. The transcript is spliced from 8 exons. Gene Ontology annotation, biological process: protein geranylgeranylation; protein farnesylation. Gene Ontology annotation, cellular component: protein farnesyltransferase complex; cytoplasm; CAAX-protein geranylgeranyltransferase complex. Gene Ontology annotation, molecular function: CAAX-protein geranylgeranyltransferase activity; protein farnesyltransferase activity. The coding region runs from base 10 to 999 and encodes 329 amino acids. The record is from RefSeq and is a predicted model, not a curated record.